UUUUCGGAAAAGGUCACUGAUCAUCCCUCAGCUCCGGCUUUCCUUCACUUCAACACUUUCACACCUCAUUACCUCUCCACUUCCACUCAAAUUAGUCUACUUUGUUGGUCCAAAUUUACCAAGACUUUCACAGCUUAUUGAUUUAUUUUACUUGGAUCUUUGAGUCCUUCUCCUUUAGGGGGAGCUUUUUUCCCAUCUCUCUCUCUCUAUCCAAUUAAUUCACUGGCACCAUGUCUAACGCAAGGCAUUGGGAACAAGAUAAAGAGGCAACUGUGUACAUCGGAAACCUUGAUGAACGGGUCUCCGACAGCCUAGUAUGGGAGCUGAUGCUGCAGGCUGGGCGCAUCGUUAACGUCCAUCUGCCUAAAGACCGGGUCACGCAGUUACACCAGGGGUAUGGAUUUGUUGAGUUCAUCAGCGAGGAAGAUGCCGAAUAUGCAUCGAAGAUCAUGAAUGGAAUCCGUCUCCAUGGCAAGCCUAUUCGUGUUAACAAGGCAUCAGCCGAUAAACAAAAGACUGUGGAAAUUGGCGCAGAGCUGUUUGUGGGUAAUCUUGAUCCUAUGGUUGCCGAGCAGGUUCUCUUUGAUACAUUCAGCCGGUUUGGCAAUCUUGUCAAUCCGCCUAAAAUUGCUCGUGAUGACAACAAUCUCUCUAAGGGAUAUGGAUUUGUUUCUUUUGCCGAUUUCGAAUCCUCGGACGCGGCCAUCUCCAAUAUGAAUGGCCAGUACCUGAUGAACAAACAGGUUUCGGUACAGUAUGCAUACAAGAAGGAUGGGAAAGGCGAGAGACAUGGCGAUGAAGCGGAGCGAAUGCUGGCAGCCCAGGCUCGCAAGCAUAAUAUACAGCCACCGACCCAGCAACCUUCGCAGUUCCCUGGCGCUGCGCCAGGCGUAUCAGCAACGCCUGUCAUGUCGAACGGCGACAGCUCUCGACCCUUGAGCACAGCCCCGCCACAGACACCCGAUCUAGGCAUGAACCGGGGUAUGCCGCCAGCUAUGCCGCCAGCUAUGCCCUACCAGAGUGCACCCCCUCCAAUGCCCUACCAGAGCGUUCCCCCUCCAAACCGACAUGCCCCACCUCCCGUCCCUUCACUCAAUACUCCACCCCCCGGGCUCCCAGCCCGACCUCCGCCUUCCCAAGCUGGCUACGGCGGUCCACAGACCUUUUUACCACCUGGAUUCAACGGUGCAGGUCAACCGCCCUUCGUCCCACAGGCUGCAGCUCCCCCUGGGUUUGGGCCGCCUGGAUUUGGACCUCCAGCUGGGGCCCCUUCAUUGCCACCGGGCUUCCAACAGCCCGGAUACGGAAGCAGUCGGUGAUUCCUGGUGGCCUUCAGUCUUGAGACCCCCUCUCCUCCCAAAAGCUAUGCCCUUGUCACUAUACGAGGUUUGGGGGAUUUUUUUUUUUGAUAUGAUUUGAUGACCCAAGGACCAAAGCGCUGGCCCAUGUGUUUGAUGUUCUCCUCUUGCUUGGCUACCUCGAACGUGUUUAGUGUUUAUGUGGGGUUUUU
Messenger RNA from Penicillium samsonianum, 1510 nucleotides. Its product is annotated as U2 snRNP complex subunit HSH49. Gene Ontology annotation, molecular function: RNA binding. Gene Ontology annotation, biological process: positive regulation of mRNA splicing, via spliceosome. Gene Ontology annotation, cellular component: nucleolus; U12-type spliceosomal complex. The coding region runs from base 231 to 1319 and encodes 362 amino acids. The transcript is spliced from 3 exons. NCBI's taxonomy places the organism in Eukaryota, Fungi, Ascomycota, Eurotiomycetes, Eurotiales, Aspergillaceae. The record is from RefSeq and is a predicted model, not a curated record.